UAAUUGUCAUUUUUGGGUGAACUACUCCUUUAAGCAAUGCUUGGGUUUUCCACAUGAUGCUGCUGUGCUGAGGUAGAGGGUGUGUUGUGCUCCUGCAGCUCUGGACGCUCUCACAUGCCUCCUCUGCUGUCGUCUCUCUCCACGCUGGUGCUGUACCUCCGGCGGCAGCAGCACGCCUCGUUCCUGUCGCUGUCCCGCGCUCCUCCAUCCGCUGAGGCCUGGCGUCUGCUCUGCCACUCCAGCCUGGCUCUGCUGAUCCUCUACAACCGGCACCGCGAGUGUGAGGUGGCCAAGCUCACGGUGCAGGACUACCGCAGCCGCUCCUCCUGCGACGCCGCUCUGUCGCCGUUCGAGCGCGCCGUCCUCGGCCAGCUCCCGCGUGUUAGCGUGUUGGGCAAACGCGGACGCCUCCAGCCGCUCAUCCUUCCUCCGCACUCAGAGGCGUGUCUGGAUCUGCUCCUGAAGACGUCUGCAGACGUGGGUGUGGAUCCCCAGAGCCCCUAUGUGUUCUCCCGGCCGUAUCACUCCCCGGCCACGCCGCUGCGCGGGACAGACCUGCUGCGGAGCCUGGCACGCUCUAGCGGUGCUAAGAACCCCGCGGCGCUCACCGCUCCCCGCGCACGCCGACAGGUGGCCAUCCUGACCCAGCUGCUGCUGCUGGAGGAGGGAGAGCGGGCCGCCAAACGCCUGGAGGACUUCCUGCAGAGCGAGUAUCACGUGUCUCAGAGCUGCGCUCGGAUUGGUCAGGACCCGGCGCUGAUGAACCGCGUGGGGAGAGUCGUUCUGUACGGAGAGAGAGAGGGAGUGCUGUUCAGAGGAAUGAGCCUGCAGCACAUCUGCCUCGAGCUGGACGUGAUGUCGGGGAACUCUGCCGACUCGUUCUCUGAUGACUCUGAUGGAGAGGCCAGUAAGAGUCAAGACAGAGCCGGCGCUGGCAAGAAGAAAGGGUUGAGUACUCGAGCGCCGCGGCCGAAGAAGAGCAGCCGCCCUCAUCAGUCCACCAGCUCGCCGUCCGCGGCACACAAGAGACGCAGCGCUCAGGUCAAAUCAGGGAAGCGCGGCGUGCUGAAGCGGCCGUGGUCGGAGGCGGAGCGGGUCGCCGUGGAGACGCACCUGAAGAGGAACAUCAUGGAGCUGCGUGUUCCUGCGAAAGCGGACUGUGAGCGGUGCCUGCAGCUCUGCCCUCUGCUGGUCAGCAACCAGCGCGACUGGAGGGCCAUCAAGUUCUACUGCCACAACCGCAUCCAGCUCCUGAAGAAACAGGGACGCAGAGACGGGAACACGGCCCCCGCGGUCUGCUAACCGCAGUAACACAUACACACAGAUGACAGAACAGUGUUGUGUUUUGUUUAAUAACUGUUCUUCAAAGCUAGCACACAGUGCAAUCGCACACACACUUCACACAUUCCCCCGUGUGUGUGUCUCUCGGAUCAUCUCUCUCAAACUAAGGAUCUGUUUCACACGCCGGUGUUCAGACUCAGAGAAUGAAGCAGGUUUGGAGACGCUACAGCGUGACUCUCUAUGGACUGUUUUAUGCGACUGGCGUCAGUCAUGUGAAGUUUGGCUGUGAUGGAUCCGGGCUGGUUUUUCUGGAG
Molecule: messenger RNA, 1595 nt
Organism: Cyprinus carpio (common carp)
Lineage: Eukaryota; Metazoa; Chordata; Actinopteri; Cypriniformes; Cyprinidae
Exons: 3
Coding region: 115-1302 (395 amino acids)
Molecular function (GO): protein binding
Source: RefSeq, a predicted model, not a curated record